AAACAUUGACUCCAGUGGAGCUUCCAAGUGGGCACCUCUCUCUGUAAACUUCCUUAUAUAAACCGAUAUAAACCAUGCACUCUACAAUGCCUUUCACCUCCACGCACACACAUACUCUCUCCAACCUCAAACGCACACGCACUCUCUCUAACCUCAAACGCAGACGUGAACAUGGCCAAAGCAAAACCAUCUCUCUCCUUCCUCUUCCUCUUCCACGUCCUCCUCUUCUUCGCGGCGCUCCUCGAACCAUCGAACUCACAGCCCGCGACAGCUUCCAACACGGCCUUCAUCAAGUCCUCCUGCAGGUCCACGCGCUACCCGGCGCUCUGCGUCCAGUGCCUCUCUGGCUACGCCGCCUCCGUCCAGCAGGACCCCCGCCAGCUCGCCCGGGCCGCGCUCCAGGUCAGCCUCGCCCGGGCCCGCGCCGCCGCGUCCCACGUUGGGCGCCUGUCCCGGCUCCGGGGCAUCACGACCCGGGAGUCCCAGGCCGUGCAGGACUGCGUCCAGAACGUCGGCAACAGCGUGAGCCGGCUGAGCCAGGCGAUCGACGAGCUCGGCCAGAUGGGAGGCCAGGGGGCCGCUGGGGAGGCGUUCGAUUGGCACAUGAGCAACGUGCAGACGUGGGUGAGCGGGGCCCUUACCGACGAGAACACGUGCCUCGACGGGUUCGCGAGGUCGGACAUGGACGGGAGCGUGAAGAACUCGGUGCGGGGGCAGGUGGGGGAGCUGGCGCAGGUGGUGAGCAACGCGCUGGCCCUCGUGGACAGGUACAGGUCGAGGCACCGCGGGGCCAAGGGACAGCCGUAGGUCUGCUGUUGAGACUGAAAGAAUGAUAGUUCUGGGUUUGGUGUAAAUGGUCAUGAGAAAGAGAAGUGUUUAGAUAUAUAACGCAUGUAGGAACGUGAGUUCUGCUGUUGCUGUCGCCUGUUCAUGUUCUGUGAAUGUAAGAAGUUUUGUGAAAUAUGUGAAUUGCAAGAAAAGUGAUGUUUUGCUCUCA
Messenger RNA from Eucalyptus grandis, 997 nucleotides. Its product is annotated as 21 kDa protein. Gene Ontology annotation, molecular function: enzyme inhibitor activity. Bases 172 to 807 code for a protein of 211 amino acids. NCBI's taxonomy places the organism in Eukaryota, Viridiplantae, Streptophyta, Magnoliopsida, Myrtales, Myrtaceae. The record is from RefSeq and is a predicted model, not a curated record. Gene Ontology annotation, biological process: negative regulation of catalytic activity. The transcript has a single exon.